AUGCCAGAAGGGCAGCUCUUUGGCACAGGAGAUGGGCCUGUCUGGAACGGCACAUUUGGCUGUGAGAGGAACGAAUCUCGCCUGAGGGACUGUCCUGUUACUGCGCUGGGCACAACUGAGUGUCCCCUUGGGAGCGAAGCCAGCGUGGUGUGUUCAGGACGCUUUGAGCCCCAGCUGAUUGGAGGGAACACUGCCUGCUCAGGACGUGUUGAAAUAAGACACGGAGACACAUGGACCACAGUCUGUGAUUCACACUUGGACCUCCAAGCUGCCAGUGUUAUCUGUAAUGAAUUAGACUGUGGAACAGUUGUAUCCACCCCAGGAGGAGCGCACUUCAGUGAAGGAUAUGGGUCAAUCUGGUCUGAGAAGAUCCAUUGCAUGGGGAAUGAAACACGCCUUGUGUAUUGUCCCAGAGCACUGCAUCCUAAUGAGACAUGUUCACAUGCGAGUGAUGCCAGCAUUGUAUGCUCGGGGUACGCCGGGUACCGGCUGGCAAACGGCAGCACAAGGUGUUCGGGGAGAGUGGAGCUUCGCCAUGGAGGCACCUGGGGAACCCUCUGUGACUCACACUGGGAUUUGCAGGCUGCCCACACCCUCUGCCAGCAGUUUGACUGUGGAUUCGCCAUGUCAGUGCCAGCAGGGCAGCUCUUUGGCACAGGAGAUGGGCCUGUCUGGAACGGCACAUUUGGCUGUGAGAGGAACGAAUCUCGCCUGAGGGACUGUCUUGUUACUGCACUGGGCACAACUGAAUGUCCCCCUGGGAGCGAAGCCAACGUGGUGUGUUCAGGGUGCCCGGGCGGCAGGUUAGUGAACGGCACCGAGUGCUCCGGGAGAGUGGAGAUCCGACAUGGAGUCACAUGGGGAAGCCUCUGUGCGUCCUACUGGGAUUUGCAAGAUGCCAGCGUCCUCUGCCAUCAGCUGAACUGUGGAUAUGCCGAGUCGAUCCAGGGAGGAGCCCAUUUCGGGGAAGGGAGCGGAACUGUAUGGAACGACGCUUUUCAUUGUGAAGGGACUGAAUCCUGCCUGUGGGAUUGUUCUCGCAUGGCCCUGGGCAACCCAGCCUGCUCCCCCAGAGACACAGCCAGGGUUAUUUGCUCAGGUCGUUCUGAGUCGCUCAGGCUGUUGAAUGGAGAGAGCCAGUGUGAUGGCAGAGUCGAGAUUUCCCUCCAUGGUGUAUGGAGCAGGGUGUUGGAUGAUCAGUGGGACAUGAACGAUGCCAGCGUGGUGUGUAGGCAGCUCCAGUGCGGAGUCACUGAGAAAGCUUAUAACCCUCCUAAGUCUGAGCGAGGAACGGGCCCUGUGGGGCUGAGAAGGGUCCAGUGUGCAGGAAAUGAGACUCGUCUGACUCUCUGUGACAACUCCACAUCUGAGACAGCCCAGGCAGGAAUUGCUGAGGACGUCGGUGUCGUUUGUUCAGGAAGCAGGUGGAUCAGACUGGUGAAUGGGGCAGGUCGCUGCGCCGGGAGAGUGGAGAUUUAUUACCAUGGCAGCUGGGGGACAGUCUGUGAUGAUUUCUGGGAUCUAUCGGACUCCAAUGUCGUUUGCAAACAACUGGGAUGUGGACGUGCCAUCAAUGCAACUGUUUCUGCUCAUUAUGGGCAAGGAUCAGGGCAGAUCUGGCUGGAUGAUGUGAACUGCUCUGGGAAGGAAUCUGAUCUCUGGGCAUGUCCUUCCAGGGGCUGGGGCCAGCACAACUGCAGACACAAAGAGGAUGUGGGAGUUCUCUGCUCAGAAUUCACAGAUCUGAGGCUGGUGAGCGACAGUGACUGUGCUGGGCGGCUGGAGGUUUUCUACAAUGGGACGUGGGGCAGCGUUUGCUCCAAUCAGAUGUCUGGAGUCACCCCAACAAUUGUCUGCAAACAGCUGAACUGUGGGGAUGAAGGGCAGAUUGCAAGCGACUUUGAAUAUGGAGCAGGUUCUGGUCCCACGUGGCUGGACUAUGUUGCAUGCAGUGAGCAGCACAGCUCCCUCUGGCAAUGCCCAUCAGGCCAGUGGAAACAGCAGUCCUGUGAUAACCGUGCAGAAGAGACCCAUAUUUCUUGCAACCAGGAGAAGUUACGUGUCGUGGGAGGAGAGGACGGAUGCUCGGGGAGAGUGGAGGUUUGGUACCGUGGCUCCUGGGGAACAGUUUGUGAUGACUCUUGGGACAUGGUAGAUGCUAACGUUGUGUGUAAACAACUGGGCUGUGGAUCUGCUGUAUCUGCCCCGGGCAAGGCUGCAUUUGGCGAGGGGACUGGUCCCAUCUGGAUGGAGAUGUUGAACUGCAGAGGGACAGAGUCAUCUCUCUGGGACUGUCCUGCCAAGCCCUGGGGUGAUAAUAACUGUGGCCAUAAGGAAGAUGCUGCUGUAAAUUGCUCAGCUCUCCCGCGCCGCCCUCUGACUGACAGUGGGAGAGUCACGGUGCCCAUGAUCGUCUGCAUUAUCCUGGGGGCCCUGCUCUGCCUGGUCUUAAUCAUCCUGGGGGCACAAGUGCAAAGUGCCAGGGCACAGCGCAGAGGCUCCAGAAGAUCCCUGGACCCUUUCUCUGAGGCCGUGUACGAGGAGAUUGAUUAUAACCUGAUAAGAAAGAAGCAGAUGUUCGGUAGCUCAGUCUCCUUUUCAGAUGAUUCAGUGGCGAAGCUGCAGUAUUACACCGGGGAUAGUGAGGGGGAAAAUGAUCCUGCAUCAGAACAAGGUAACAAGGAAGGAGGGUGA
Mauremys reevesii (Reeves's turtle) is the source of this 2694-nucleotide messenger RNA. Its product is annotated as antigen WC1.1-like. NCBI's taxonomy places the organism in Eukaryota, Metazoa, Chordata, Testudines, Geoemydidae. The transcript is spliced from 11 exons. The record is from RefSeq and is a predicted model, not a curated record. Bases 1 to 2694 code for a protein of 897 amino acids. Gene Ontology annotation, cellular component: membrane.